Molecule: messenger RNA, 1399 nt
Organism: Saccoglossus kowalevskii
Lineage: Eukaryota; Metazoa; Hemichordata; Enteropneusta; Harrimaniidae
Product: chondroitin sulfate synthase 1-like
Cellular component (GO): Golgi cisterna membrane
Molecular function (GO): glucuronosyl-N-acetylgalactosaminyl-proteoglycan 4-beta-N-acetylgalactosaminyltransferase activity
Source: RefSeq, a predicted model, not a curated record
GCUCUACAUGAACUACAGCCAAAUUGAAAUUAUUCAUUUCGUUGUACAGUUACGUAUUGUUGAAAGCAAUCAACGUGAUGGAGUAACAUGGAUAUGAUUCAGAAAAACGCUUGGAGGCUAACACUCUGUGCUGUAACUAGAUAUGCGAAUAUACAGAAUGCGAUUAGGUGAAGUUUUAAAGAUUUUCGGAGCCGUGUCGAUAGGAUACGCAAUCAGGUUAUUUAUGGAUUUGUCUGUGUUGGAUAACACAUGUCCGAAUGCCCACCCUGUCAUGUGACUCACCUGCCUGUGAACAACCAACCAGCUGCUGUGACGAUCAAAGAAGACUUUCAGCCGAAAAUCAAUGUAUGAAGUCCUUCGAUGGGCGUACUUCAAUGAGAAAUACCUGUUCGAGAAUUUAGAUGAUGAUCCACGAAUCGGCUUGAUAGGAAGUUUUAAGUUUGACGUGCAAGAUGUUUUACAGCAAGCUCUAGAUUUCGUAAAUAAGGAUAGUGACGAAGAGUACAGAUUGUUUAACCUUUUAAAUGGAUAUAGACGGGUGGAUCCGGCGAAAGGGGCCGAGUAUAUCUUAGAUUUAGAACUUGAAAAAGUGGAUGAGAUAUCAACCGUUAUUGAUCGGAAGUUAUUAUAUCUUGUGAGACCCUUUCAUAAUUUACAAUUGCUUUCAAGAAAAUUUGGGAAGACCAACCAGAAUGUAAAUUUCAUUAUUCCACUCUCAAAGGUCACUGAUCGGUUGAAAGAUUUCAUGGCCAACUACGAAAAAAUCUGCUUAAAAACAAAAGAGUACACAAGUCUCCUUGCUGUACUUUUUCCUGGCACUACCGAUGACGGCAGACGCCAAGUAGAACAAGUGAAAGGGUUGUUUUAUAAAUACCAAAAACAGUAUCCUGAGGCAGUGAUUAGUUAUAUAGAGACCCAAGGUGAAUUUUCUCGUGCUGCAGGACUUGAUAUUGGAGCAAAACAGUUCUCAGCAGAAUCCUUGUUAUUUUUUUGUGAUGUUGAUGUUGAUUUUGAUGCUGCCUUCUUGGAUCGAUGUCGACACAAUUCUGUUCUCGGGGAGCAAGCUUACUAUCCCAUAGUAUUUUCACAGUACAAUCCUGAGCUGGUUUAUCAAGGGUCAGCUAAGAUCCCAAAAGAAACCAGUAAGGAUAUUCACAAACAUAAUGGAUUUUGGAUUCAUUAUGGUUAUGGAAUGGUUUGCUUACAUAACCAGGACUAUCGUGCUGUAGGAGGUUUCGACCUCUCAAUACGUGGAUGGGGAGGCGAGGACACAGAUUUGUAUGAAAGACAUAUUAAACUCACGAAAAAUUUUAAUUCUCAGUUGUCUUGUUCUGUUCCUGCAAUGAAGUUAGAUGCUGCCUUGGGAAUUGGUAAAGUUUUUGCACUUGCAUAUCAUUGA